Messenger RNA from Aethina tumida (small hive beetle), 1798 nucleotides. Its product is annotated as tetraspanin-18. The record is from RefSeq and is a predicted model, not a curated record. Lineage: Eukaryota; Metazoa; Arthropoda; Insecta; Coleoptera; Nitidulidae. Bases 479 to 1273 code for a protein of 264 amino acids. The transcript is spliced from 7 exons. Gene Ontology annotation, cellular component: membrane.
UUUCAUACAUAUAAAUAAAUUAUUUAAAAAACUAAUCAUUAAAUUAGAAUAUUCUUUUUUAUUAUUAGUAAUUGUCAAAAACAUUAAAAAAUUGAAAAGCUAAACUUCGGGAAUUAGUUUUUAUGGUUCCCUUUAGAAGAGCACGUUACGUACACUUGCAACAAAAGCAACAGGUAGAGUACAGUUGUCGUCGUCCUUCUCCCCACCGGGCGUGAGGGCCCCACACUUGUUCGCCGUCCCUUCUCCGUCCCAAAGAGUGCAUCCCGUCGCGAAGAAUCGCACGAUUUCCAUUCAGUUCAUUCGGUGUCGUUGGUCGGUGCGUGUGGCUGCUUUAUACCGCUUUCAACAUCUUCUCCCUCUCUGGUUUUCGUUGCCGCGUACGUUGUUUGGUUUCGGCUAGUGAUCUGGGGAUUCCGAUCUCCACAUCGUUGCAUCCAGAGGAUUAUUUUAUAGAUGAUUUGAUCCUUCACCCUUCAAAAUGGUUUACGAUUGUGGUUCGUGUUUAGCAAAAUAUAUAUUGUGCGGCUUCAACUUCCUGAUAUUUCUGGCCGGUUCGUUGGUCCUUGCUAUUGGUACAUGGCUGGCAGUCGACAAGAGCUCAUUCAUUGGAUUGAGCAAGAUUGUUCCGAGUGAAGACAUUCAGCAAUUUACUCAGCCUGGCGUAAUAGAACAAGUCUCCUAUGUGAUGAUCGCAAUUGGUGGAUUUAUGUUCAUCGUCAGUUUCCUGGGAUACUGCGGAGCCUUGAGGGAGAGUCAAUGCAUGUUGACCACGUAUGGUAUUUUACUCCUGGUCAUCUUGAUCCUGGAAAUUACGGCUGCUGGAUUGGCUAUCGGCUACAAAUCUAAGGCUGAAGAGGAGACCAAAAAUCUUCUGAAGACGACAAUCAGCAAAUACUACACGGGAUCCGAGAGUGGCAAUGCAGUUACUUUAUCCUGGGACCAUCUACAGGCCGGGUUGCAAUGUUGUGGAGUCGAUGAUUACACGGAUUAUCAGAAAAAUGAAAUAUUUGCCAGGGAAGGCAAAGUAAUUCCUGAGUCUUGCUGCGUUCUAGAAGGAGAUCCGCUCAAGUUCAAGCCGUUGGCCUCUACUUGCACAACCUCACCAAAUGAUGUCAAUUCGUAUUAUAAAAAGGGUUGUUUCCAGACUGUAGUAAAUUUGAUCAUGUCAAAUCUCAAUAUCGUUAUCUUCACUUGCGUCGGUCUGGGAUUGAUAGAGAUCAUUGGAAUAUUCUUCGCAUUUUGCCUAACAAAAUCGAUUAAUGGUCCUAAGUAGAUAAGUUAUUCGAUGUUCGAACAAAACAGUUAUUCUAGUCGUGUUUAGAGUAAGGUACAAUAUUUUGUAUAUACUGCUCACUUCAAAUACCAUACAUAUCUCAGUGUAUGCUCUAUAUUGAUCAUUAAAAUCUUUUUAAUGAUAUUUAACGAAUUUAAAAGUGAAUCGAAGAAUAAAAGACUUGGAAAGCGUUGCUUCAGUGAAGCAUCUGUAUGUUAUAAUUUGUUUAUCAAAAAAUAAAAUCUCCUUAGUUUAAUGUUUUGUUAACCACUAGAUUUUAUAUGUGUAUUUAUGUAAAUUUCGUUUAUUAAAUGUUGACUAGACAUAAUAUAAAGUUUAAAUCACAGUAUUAUUAAGUAAGAAAUUUAAAGAAUGUGCCUUUAUAUAAUUGACAAUAUUAUACAAGUUGCUUUUCAUGUUUUGUAUAACUUCAAAUAACUUUUGAAUAAUAUUGUUAAUAGGCCAGUACCAAUUUCCAGCACCUUGAUAUUUUACACAUUUUUGCAAUAAACUUUUAUACGUUAA